Messenger RNA from Copidosoma floridanum, 1108 nucleotides. It is a transcript of the gene EloC, whose product is annotated as transcription elongation factor elongin C. Gene Ontology annotation, biological process: ubiquitin-dependent protein catabolic process. Lineage: Eukaryota; Metazoa; Arthropoda; Insecta; Hymenoptera; Encyrtidae. The record is from RefSeq and is a predicted model, not a curated record.
CAGACUCUUCAGAGUCCAGAUCUAGAGGAGUCCUCUGCCUCUCCUCGCCAUUCCCUCGCACGUCACCCUAGCAUACAUAUACCUUCAUGUGAUACUUAAAUGACAUAUCACUGUUUCAUUUACCCUUGAAAAUCAGCUGUAUCAUCCUAAUACAAUUUCUCCGUGUGUUUGUUAUUAAUUUAGGAUAAAUAACAUAAGAAGUCUACAAAAUGUCGGGAGACGUUAAUAUGCAAACAGAAAAGCAAGAGUCUGGCCCAGUUUACGGUGGCUGUGAAGGACCCGAUGCUAUGUAUGUAAAGUUAGUCAGUAGCGAUGGUCAUGAAUUCAUUUUGAAACGAGAACAUGCACUAACAAGUGGGACAAUCAAAGCUAUGUUGAGUGGACCUGGUCAGUUUGCAGAAAAUGAAGCCAAUGAAGUCAAUUUUAGGGAAAUUCCAUCACAUGUUUUGCAAAGAGUUUGCAUGUAUUUCACGUACAAAGUCAGAUAUACAAAUUCGAGCACAGAAAUUCCAGAAUUUCCUAUUGCACCGGAAAUAGCUUUAGAACUUUUAAUGGCCAGUAAUUUUUUGGACUGUUAAGCGUUCAUGUUCUAACUUACUGUUUGAAAGUUUUGCAAGACAUUUAAGUGAUAAAAAUAUAUCUUUUUCACUGAAAAAGCCUUUUUACCAUGUAAUGAAACUCAAUUUCUUUCAUAUUGUGGAUAAGAUACGGGCUUCAAUAGACAUAAUUAAUUAGAUACAGUUGAUGAGUAAUUUAAUUAUUAUUUCACUUGUCAAUGAGUAUAAGUCAAAGUUAUCAUUAAUGCUUAAAACAGAAAAAAGUCCGUCUAGCCUUAAAUCGUGAAUUGAAAGGAAACAGUACCAUAGUGAACAAUUUGAACAACUUAUCAUAAUCAAUAAUUCUCAAAUAAACUAGGUAUUUGCAAGUAUCUUUAAAAGUUAGUUUAAAAGUAAAAUCAAAGACUGGGCUUUAUUUAAAUUGAAGUUUUAAAAACAAUUUCACUUCUAACAAGUGUUUGUAACGUCUUUAAAUGUUAAGGUUUUUGAUUCAUGAUUGGAUCUGUAACUGUAGGUAGACAUUUUAAUUUAAUGAACAUCUGUUAUUUGUA